AUGUUUUCAAAGUCGAAGCGAUUUCCCGAAGGUAGUAGUGAAAUAAUGAAUGUGCCUUGUAUCACUCAGCUCGUCUCACUUCCUCCCCCUGUUUACUUUUCAGCUGGCAAAGACUACAUACCUGGUCCUGGUGAAUAUGAAGUGUUGAUGGACGACUCUGGUAGACACAAGCGGUAUGGUUUCCUGACUCAAACAAGUCGAUUUUCAGAAGGCCCAGACCCUUCAACCUCUAGUGAAUUCUAUGCCCACAACAAUGAAUCGACAACCACAAGCUUGUCCAUCUCAUCCACUACGAGCUCCAACAGAACAUCAGAUGAAUCCCGUUCUUCGCCUAGAAAAUCAUCCAUCAGUCCUACAGACACAAUCAACCCUUUUGAAAAGUACAGAUAUGCGAUGCAAAAGGAGAUUGAGACCCUGCAGACGAAAGCCAGAAAAAUGGAUGCCACCAUACACACAUUGGAGACUGAGAAGCAAGAUACCAAGGCACUACUGUUAGAUAAAGAUCAGGAACUAGCAGAUCUAAGAUCCAAGAAUGCCAUGCUCCAAAAGACCAUUCAACGUCAAGAGAAGUCAACAAAGGCUGCACAAUUGCAGAAAAAGAUUGAACAAUUAGAAGAAGCAUUACAAAACUCACAAUCAGAACACCAAAGGCAAUUGCAAGAGAAAGAUCAGAUCAUUGAGGCGCUGCGUUUGGAGGUGGAUACACACAAACAAAGCGUGUGCGACCUAGAAAAGGCACAGCAAUCAAGCCAGCAGGAGCACACACUGCUCGAGGCACAACUACAGACCCUGACGGCACAUCUCUCGGAAUCUCAAAGCAAUGCAGCACAACAAGCGCUGCAGCUGUCUGACUUGAACCAUUCAUUAGAGGACAUGACUCGCUCCAUUGCCUCGCUGUCGCAACAGCUCGAGACCCAAAUAACCGACAAUGUCAGCCUUAAACAAGUGAACCAUGAGCUCAUGCUUCGAUUGCAAGCACAACAAGGGCUAGUACAGAAGUUAGAAUCACGCCUAGUGCUUAAAGACGAGGAAAUCGAUGCAUUGUUGAAUACCAUCGAUGAGCGAGAUCGUGCACUGCAGGAAAGUGCAUCAAAGGUGGAGACAUUGGAGCAGAGGUUCAAUGUUUACAGAGAAUAUGUGGAUACAACAGUGGUGCCUCAUUUGCGGGGGCAGACAAAGGCUAUGGAAGACAUGCACAUUCAGGAGCUGAAUGCGCUCUUGACCGAGUUACACGAGGCAAAGCGAUUCAUGAACAAGCAGGCGCAAUCGAUGGAUCUAUUGAAAUCAAGUGUACACUGGAUCACUGUGCAAAAUGCGCAAUUGAAAUCACUGAUUCAGACAAUGCACCAAGAGCACAAAAACCAAUGGGCCAUGAACAAAAAGCACUCUUCUCGACAUGGCAGCAAAAAGGCCUCACUCCAUCCAGAGCAGCAAGAACAAGAACAAGAUAAUGAGAAUGACGAUACAACCUCGUUCUCUAGUAAAUCAAAUGUAUCAAAUUAUCAAGGUAACCUGUCUAAUCACCUUGAUUCCUCCACUAUCGUUUUGAAUGACUCUGGAUUUGGUAUCCUAACUGAAGAAAUUAAAUAG
This is a messenger RNA of Mucor velutinosus, 1590 nucleotides long. Its product is annotated as BAR adaptor protein Hob1. The transcript is spliced from 4 exons. Lineage: Eukaryota; Fungi; Mucoromycota; Mucoromycetes; Mucorales; Mucoraceae. The coding region runs from base 1 to 1590 and encodes 529 amino acids. The record is from RefSeq and is a predicted model, not a curated record.